This is a messenger RNA of Rodentolepis nana, 1176 nucleotides long. NCBI's taxonomy places the organism in Eukaryota, Metazoa, Platyhelminthes, Cestoda, Cyclophyllidea, Hymenolepididae. The record is from the annotation of a GenBank genome assembly.
AUGGUCAACUUUCAUUUACUGGUUGCCAUGGAGAGUGCUCAAUUUUUAGGAGUUGAACUGGGGCCCAUGCAACUACAUGCUCCAUUUUUAGGUCCACCUCAACCCCUUCCCCAACCCCCGCCAGCCUUUUUAACAAUGGUCAAUUAUCCCAAUCCGCCGAAAUCUCCGAAGUUACUUCCACAGCAAUCCCUUCCACCAAUUCCUAAACCGGAUCCUCCGCCUGCCCCAGUUUGUAGUCGAUGCGCGGAAGAAGUACACGAGAAGACGCUCCUUCUCGUGUUGGAUCAAUAUUGGCACGCGAAGUGUCUCUACUGUCCAGACUGCGGCGUCUCCCUGGUGAAUAAGUGUUUCUAUCGCGAAGGGGAAGUUUACUGUCGAGAGGACUUUUUCAAACGAUUUGGAACAAAAUGUGCUAGUUGUGAAGAGGGUAUUCCACCAAAUGAGAUGGUUCGCAAAGCCCACAACAAUGUCUACCAUCUGGAAUGCUUCGUCUGUCAUGUCUGUGCUAGAUCCCUAAAUACCGGUGAUGAAUUUUAUCUACUAGCUGAUCGACGACUGAUGUGCAAAGCCGAUUUUACUAUGAUCAAAGCUCAGGAAGUUGAAAUGGAAAACGUAAACAAGCGUCCGAGGACAACAAUCAACGCCAAACAACUGGAAGCUCUCAAGAAGGCUUACGCUGAGGGUGCCAAACCGUCAAGACAUGUUCGAGAACAGCUCAGUACUGAAACAGGCCUCGAUAUGCGUGUGGUUCAAGUGUGGUUCCAAAAUCGAAGAGCCAAAGAAAAGCGCCUACGGAGGGACGCCUCUCGUCAAAAUAACUGGCAGAAUGAUGGAGAUGCAAAAGUGCUCCAAAGCGAUGAUAUUGAUGAAGAUGAGCUUGAUGAAGACAACGAAGUCGAACUAUCAUCUGUGACUUCAAAGGCCAAAACCUCAGUGAUGUAUGUCCACUCGCAAAUCCAUGAUAUCUCCUUUCUAACAAACAGCAGUAGUGUCGAUAGUGGUGCGGAGAGUGAAGGUGAAAUGUCAAGCCCUUCUCUACCACAUGGUAAUUUUGAUUUCUUUGAUUUGUCUUCGCUUGAAGUUCCUUUAUUUGCAUUGAAUCAAUCUAAUCAAAUAUUUUUUGUGCGAAUGAAUGCCCAACUUCUGAUGAAGCCUGUCUAUUUUACUAAUUUUUAA